Molecule: messenger RNA, 489 nt
Organism: Strongylus vulgaris
Lineage: Eukaryota; Metazoa; Nematoda; Chromadorea; Rhabditida; Strongylidae
Source: the annotation of a GenBank genome assembly
AUGCUACUUCUUGGGCUGGUUUUGCUCCUGCCGAGCACAGUUUUAGCAGAUCUUCCUCGAUUAUCUACUUCUAAGAGUCUCAGUCAUGGAAUCAAGCCAGAUGAUAUAGCUAACUUUGCCAAAGUAAGGGAUAUAGAUGAACGUGCUCAUUCCCCGAAAGUCCUAUAGUGCGAUCCUGCUGGUGCAGAUCAGAAAGCAGCCCUACUGCAACACAAUAUGGUAAGGAAUGAUACUGUCAAGAAAGGCUUGGAUACCGAUAAACUUGGAGAUUUACCAGGAUCAAAAAGCUUGUUCCACUUUAAUUACGAUUGCAAUCUUGAAGCUCUUGCAACCGCACUCAUAAAAUCAGAUUGCACUCGUUCAUCGUUUGACUACAAAGCUUUAGGAAAGGGCAGUAACUUCUACUCAGGUCGCAGUGGCUCGGAUUUCGGUGCCGCAGUUAGUUAUGAAUUCGCUGUGGAUGAAUGGGCUGGUAACCCUGCUGCUCCU